UGUUUCUCUCUCUCUCUCUCGAAAAGAAAGGAGGAAAACAGUGUCAUUCGAGGCGUGUGAGCGCGUCAGUCCGAGCGCAGGUUUGAGUCCUGGAGUGUGUGAGAGGAUCAGUCAGGAAUAACGCGCCUCUGUUUCUCAGGCUUUAUUCUGGACCUAGACACUAUAACACACACAACACACACUCCCGCAGCCGAGACCACAAGGGCUGCCAGAGGGAGCGGUCCAUCCUGCUGCUGUGUUUGCUCGGGUCUGAGUCCAUGCAAACUGCCAUCUGAUCCACGUUUAUCAAUGCGGGAGCUGAUCAUGGCGGAUGGCCCCCGGUGUAAGAGGCGAAAACAAGCCAACCCGCGGAGGAAAAACGCAGUGUUGGACUUUGAGAACGUUGUAGAAACCGGAUCAGAGACGGAGGAAGAGGACAGACUUCUGGUAUCGGAGGAGGACGGCUUGAUCAAUGGGGCGGUGAGUCCAGUCAGCCUUGUCAAUCAAGAGUCCGUGGCCCCGCCCUCCCCGACCCUGGGUCACACACUGCUGAGGAAGACUGUGGAUGAUGAAGAUGAUAUGAAGGACAGUGGAAUAGAGAACGUCUGGCACGAAAACGACUUGAUCAGUACAUCAGUCGAUGGUACCGAUGAGCUGAAGAGAGACUAUGACACUAUGGGGCCCGAUGCUGCUUUAGAGCCGGUUGGGAACAGUACAGUGAAGAGCGUACACUGCGCUACUGAGUUUGAGGAUUUCUUCCGGAAGCGUAAACUGGUGGACAGUGAAAGUCAUGUGGUCAGCAUUGCCGAAUACCUCCAGAGAGGAGACACAGCCAUCAUCUACCCCGAAGCACCGGAGGAACUCUCCCGUUCCCGCCUCGCCACGCCCGAAGCCAACGGACACGAGGAGAACGACCUGCCACCUGGAACUCCAGAUGCUUUCGCCCAACUGUUGACCUGCCCCUACUGCGACCGGGGUUACAAACGCUUGACUUCCCUAAAGGAACACAUCAAGUACCGGCACGAGAAAAACGAGGAGAACUUCGCCUGCCCUCUGUGCAGCUACACGUUUGGUUACCGCACUCAGCUGGAGAGACAUAUGGCCACACACAAGCCAGGACGAGAUCAGCACCAGAUACUCAACCAGGGUUCUGGCAACCGCAAGUUCAAAUGCACCGAAUGCGGCAAGGCCUUCAAAUACAAACACCAUCUAAAGGAGCACCUGCGGAUACACAGUGGUGAGAAGCCAUACGAAUGUCCAAACUGUAAGAAGAGAUUCUCGCACUCCGGGUCCUACAGUUCACACAUAAGCAGUAAGAAAUGCAUCGGACUGAUCGCCAUCAAUGGCAGGGCGAGGAACAAUAUGAAGACGGGUUCAUCUCCGACCUCUGCAUCGUCCUCCCCAACGAACAACGCCAUUUCACAGCUACGACACAAACUGGAGAAUGGCAAACCACUCGGUUUGCAAGACCAGUCCAACCACCUCAACAUCAAAUCUGAACCAUUGGACUUCAACGACUAUAAGCUGAUGAUGGCCUCUCAUGGCUACGGUACAGGCAGCCCCUUCCUCAAUGGUGGUAUGAGGGGAGGCAGCCCACUGGGCAUUCAUAACUCCCAUAAUCCCCUUCAGCACCUGGGCAUGGGGAUGGAGGGGCAAAUGCUGGGAUACCCAUCACUGGGAAACAACCUGAGCGAGGUUCAGAGGGUCCUGCAGAUUGUGGACAACACAGUUUGUCGACAAAAGAUGGACUACAAGCCAGAGGAGAUCUCCAAGUUGAAGGCUUACAUGAAGGAGUUGGGUUCCCAAAUAGAGGAACAGAAGCAAGGGCUCACCUCUCCAGGUGGACCCCAGAAUACUCUUCCACUCAUCAAUCACAACGGUGCCACAAAGAGCAUCAUAGACUACACACUUGAGAAGGUCAACGAAGCCAAAGCCUGCCUUCAGAGCUUGACUACGGACUCUAAGAGGCAAAUAAGCAAUAUCAAGAAAGAGAAGGCAAAUCAUAUGCUAGAUAUAGGUAUAGAGGACAAAACGCAUGAGAAUAAUAAUCUAAUGUUUACACCCUUCUCCUGCCAAUAUUGCAAAGAGACCUUCCCUGGCCCCAUUCCCCUGCACCAGCACGAGCGCUACCUUUGCAAGAUGAAUGAGGAAAUCAAGGCCGUGCUUCAGCCCGCUCAGAAUGCCUCGACCAACAAAACUGGCUUGUUUGCUGAGAAACAUGUCCUCUUGCAUCCCUCCGUCAUUCCCGAGAAGGGCGUCAACUGCCCUAUCAGUCCCUACAAGGACCACAUGUCAGUGCUGAAAGCUUAUUUCGCCAUGAACAUGGAGCCCAACUCAGAAGAACUACUGAAAAUCUCCAUAGCAGUCGGCCUUCCGCAGGAGUUUGUGAAAGAGUGGUUUGAGCAAAGGAAAGUCUUUCAGUAUGCUAAUUCCAGGACUCCUCCUUUAGACAGGAACCACGUGGAAUCUGGUCAUCCAGUCUCCGUUCACACGCCCACUAAAGACUCGUUAGGCAUCCGGUCUCCGAUGUCCCUGGUCAAAGGUACUGAUCACAUCACAUCCCCAUCCAUCCUCGAGCUUCAUAACAACAUUAACAACUACGACACCCCACUCAGGCUCUCCAAAACCCCUCAGUUCUCCAACCACAAGCCGCUCAGGGAUAAGCUGGGCCACUCCAGAAGCAACACGCCAUCUCCUCUAAACUUGUCAUCUGCCUCCUCCAAAAACUCCCACACUAGCUCUUACACACCCAACAGCUUCACCUCUGAGGACCUGCAGGCUGAACCUCUUGACCUCUCGUUGCCAAAGCUCAUGAAAGAGUCAAAGCACAUCUUGACUAUGAAAAGCCGACCCAAGCUAAACAGCACCCCCACUGACCAUAACCACGUCAUGACACUCCGCGAGCAUGCAGACGAGCCGCUCAACUUGGCUUAUCUCUCUAAGGAGUUUGGCAGCCCCAAUGCAAACAGCAAUCUGAACAAAAGCUCGAGCCCCAUGUUUGGUCUGAACCCCUUCACUGCCAAACCCCUGUACACUUCCCUCCCGCCCCAAAGUGCAUUUCCUCCCCCUACGUUCAUGCCUCCGGUCCAAGCCAGUCUCCCGGGGCUGAGACCCUACCCCAGCCUUGACCAGAUAAGCUUCUUGCCGCACAUGGCCUACACGUACGCGGCAGGCGCGGCCAGCUUCGCCGAGAUGCAGCAGAGGAGAAAAUACCAGCGGAAGCCAGGGUUCCAGAGCGAGCUUCUCGACGGGCCGGCAGAUUAUCUGAGCAGUCUAGAUGAUAUGGCCGACCCCGAGGCCUGUCUGUCCAGGAAGAAGAUUAAGAAAACAGAAAGUGGUAUGUACGCGUGUGACCUUUGCGACAAAACAUUCCAGAAGAGCAGUUCCCUCCUCAGACACAAAUAUGAACACACAGGUAAACGGCCACACCAGUGUCAGAUCUGCAAGAAAGCGUUUAAACACAAGCAUCAUCUGAUUGAACACAGCCGCCUGCACUCCGGAGAGAAGCCCUACCAGUGCGACAAAUGCGGCAAGCGCUUCUCGCACUCGGGCUCGUACUCGCAGCACAUGAACCACAGAUACUCGUACUGCAAGAGAGAGGCGGAGGAGCGCGAGGCGGCCGAGCGAGAAGCCCGAGAGAAGGGUCACCUGGAGCCCACGGAGCUGCUGCUAAACCGGGCAUACCUGCAGGGCAUCGCUCCACCCGGAUACCCAGAGCAUACACCAGAGCCUAUCCUGAGGGACGGCCUGAACGGGAGCAUUCGGGAGCGACUCAAGGAGGUGGAAGGAGCGUUCGUGAAGAUGGGCCGGCGAGACGAGGAGUUCGAGGAGGAGGAAGAGGAGAGCGAAAACAAAAGCAUGGACACCGACGGGGACACCAUGAGGGACGAGGAGGAAAACGGCGAGCACUCGAUGGACGAGAGCUCCGUGGACGGCAAAACUGAAUCCAAAUGGGAUCCCGAGGAUGUGGUGUAGCUGUUCGCUUGGGGGAUGGGUCGUCUGCGAAGCUGCAUUAUGCAAAAAUAUAAAAAAUAAAUGAAGUUUUACAAAUUGUACAGUAUUAAGGCCUAAAGUAUGUGUGGUGCUACCAUCCUAAAAUCACGUGUUCCAUAGUAUUUAUAGCACAAACUAGUAACUUGUACAAAAAUUGCACUCUGCUUCUAUAAUCCCUACGAGAAUAAUGAAAUUAUUUGCUGAUGUAUAUUUAUACAGUGUUAAAAAGGGGUGCAGGGGAUCAGUAUUUAAUGCGUUUUUUUCUGCCCUCGCCACACACUCUUUUAGGCCGAAUUCACGUGAAGGACCGUAACAGUAUUCCGUUUGCUUUGACGAUUUCGAGUCUUAAAGAGACUGUUUAGAGAGAGAACGAUCAUUCGACCGGGACAGACGACGGAUGGACUGAGCCUUUGGAAGGUUGUUGCCUUAUAUGCAAACUUGUUAAUCAGCGCGUUUCUAAAGUGCCAACCCUGUUCAGUAUUAGAGGAGAGCGACGCGAGCCGUCUCUCUCUGUCUCUCUCCGAUCAGCACGAUCUCUCUGUUAGCACAGCAGCUCUUUAGUUUACAACGACGUUUGUGCAAUUUCGUUCUCAGUAUUACACCAAACCGUUUUGCAAUGACAGCAUUGCAUCCUUUUAUUUGUAGGUUUAAAUGACAUCUUAUUUAUGUGGCCCAUUUUGUAUCUCCUGAUUUUAUUUAUUUCAUACUGUACAGUACAGUAUUAUAGUUCUUCAAUAAAUAGAUCUAUUUUAGUAAAAUGGAAGCUGGAGUUGAUGAGAGCAUUUAUUGUGUUUUGAAACAUUAAUUGUGAAAUGCAAAUUUUCGAUUUCAUUUCAGUUCAUUGUUUUUGUUCUUUUACUUUCCAUUUACUGGAAAUUCCAAAAUUUGGGAACUUUUGAUACAACAUUGUGAGAACACUGUAUUUUCAACUGAAAGAAGAAAAAAAGAGAUCCACAUGUCUUUUGUUGAAGUGGAACAGGGACAGUUGAAAUUUAAUGUAUGAUAAUAUCAUGACUGAAAACACACGAAUCUUUCCUGAAUUGUCUUUGUAAGAGUAUUAUGGAUUUUAAUUAAUUUCUCUUGGAAAUGACUAUGCUCAAAUAAAAG
Molecule: messenger RNA, 5079 nt
Organism: Sinocyclocheilus grahami
Lineage: Eukaryota; Metazoa; Chordata; Actinopteri; Cypriniformes; Cyprinidae
Gene: zeb2b
Product: zinc finger E-box binding homeobox 2b
Exons: 10
Coding region: 289-3954 (1221 amino acids)
Biological process (GO): anatomical structure development; regulation of transcription by RNA polymerase II
Molecular function (GO): RNA polymerase II cis-regulatory region sequence-specific DNA binding; DNA-binding transcription factor activity, RNA polymerase II-specific
Source: RefSeq, a predicted model, not a curated record